Molecule: messenger RNA, 1302 nt
Organism: Solanum stenotomum
Lineage: Eukaryota; Viridiplantae; Streptophyta; Magnoliopsida; Solanales; Solanaceae
Exons: 4
Coding region: 1-1302 (433 amino acids)
Molecular function (GO): zinc ion binding
Source: RefSeq, a predicted model, not a curated record
AUGGAUCCAAUUUUGGAAGGUUAUAUUGAAGAAUCUGAAGGAACUGAAAUAAUUUCAAAUCCUCAACACUAUUUGGUGGCCGAGGAUCAAGUUUAUAUAAACAAGCAAACUAUAUCGGAAGUUAUGAAGCGAUAUGCAUUUCUAAGAGAGUUUUGUUUCAUUGCAAAAAGAUCAAGUCCUACCUGGAUCGGACUCAAUCAAAGCGACAAUCAACAAGCGGUGUGCCUGGGGCAAUGUUGGUUGAAAAGUCACAUCUUGCCGCUUGCAUACGAAAUAGUUGAUUCAGAAAAUGAUGAUUCAUGGUUAUGGUUUUUUGAGAAUUUUAAAAAUGCAUUCGGUGAAAGGAAAGAUAUGUGCUUUGUUUCUGAUAGAAAUAAGAGCAUUUGGAAUACUACUGCAGUUGUUUAUCUCGAAUUCAGACAUUACGCAUGCAUAUACCAUCUAUGGACCAAUUUACUAAAGAAAACAUACAGAGAUACAGAAGAGAUUAGAACACUAUUCUUCAGUUUAGCAAAAGCUUACAUUGUUCAAGAGUUUGAUGAAUUGAUGAAAAGAAUGGAUCAAAUUAAUUCAAAAUACCGUGCUUAUCUACAAAAAGCAAAUUAUGAGAAAUGGUCACGCACACAUUCACCAGUAAAAAGGGCUUGGACACUAACAAGUAACAUUGCAGAGUCACUAAAUAACGUUAUUCUUGUUGGAAGAAGGUUACCAGUGGUACCAUUGUUGAAAUUUGUUAAACAAACAGUUGAAGCUUGGAAUGAGAAACACAACGAAGAAGGUAGAAAUAUUACAACAACCUUGACAAGUAAAUACAAUGAUAUGUUGGAGGACAAUAGAAAUUUGUCUCAUCGUAUGCUUGUACGCGCAUCAACAAUACACCUUCAUACCAUUACAAAUGGUGCAAAGAGGUUUACGGUAUGUCUGAAUACACGAAUGUGUAGUUGUGGCAGAUUUCAACAUGAUGAGAUCCCUUGUAGUCAUGCACUUGCAUCAAUCAGACAUAGGAAUAAACAUCGCGAUGAUUAUUGUUCAGCUUAUUAUAGUAAUAAGAAUUAUCAAGAUACAUAUGCAAUACCAAUUGAACCCUUGCCUUGCCAAAGCACUUGGGAUGUUCCAUCACAUGUCUUGGAAGAGGUAGUAUUACCACCAAUUACAAGAAAGCAACCAGGCAGACCUCCAAAAAAUGAUCGCAAAAAGGGAUUCACCGAAGAAGAGGGAAAGAAGAGGAAAGUAACUUGUAGUGAAUGUGGUAUAGUUGGGCAUAACAAGAAGACUUGCCCAAAAAAAACUCAUGAUAAUUAG